Messenger RNA from Sorex araneus (European shrew), 1602 nucleotides. RefSeq names its product solute carrier family 45 member 2 (gene SLC45A2). Gene Ontology annotation, biological process: transmembrane transport. The transcript is spliced from 7 exons. Gene Ontology annotation, cellular component: membrane. Lineage: Eukaryota; Metazoa; Chordata; Mammalia; Eulipotyphla; Soricidae. The record is from RefSeq and is a predicted model, not a curated record. Gene Ontology annotation, molecular function: sucrose:proton symporter activity. Bases 1 to 1602 code for a protein of 533 amino acids.
AUGGGCAGCGACAGCACUGGGCAGCCUGGCGUUCACACCUAUAAAUCCCUGGCCGAGGAUGGUGCCUUUGGCUCCCUGGAGCCUCCCAAGAGGUCCACGGGCAGACUGGUCAUGCACAGCCUGGCCAUGUUUGGCCGGGAGUUUUGCUAUGCCGUGGAGGCGGCCUACGUGACCCCGGUGCUGCUCAGCGUGGGCCUGCCCCGGGGCCUGUACAGCGUGGUGUGGCUCCUCAGCCCCGUCCUGGGAUUCCUGCUGCAGCCCGUGGCGGGAUCAGCCAGCGACCACUGCAGAGCCAGGUGGGGCCGGCGGAGACCCUACAUCCUCACGCUGGGCGUCCUGAUGCUCUUGGGAAUGGCUUUGUACCUCAACGGGGACGCGGUGGUAUCAGCUUUGAUUGCUGAUCCCCAGAAGAAGCUGAUUGGAGCCAUAAGCAUCACCAUGAUAGGUGUGGUUCUCUUUGAUUUUGCUGCUGACUUCAUUGAUGGGCCAAUCAAAGCCUACUUGUUUGAUGUCUGUUCUCAUCACGAUAAGGAAAGAGGCCUCCACUACCAUGCCCUCUUCACAGGCUUUGGAGGUGCCCUGGGCUACCUUUUGGGUGCCAUUGACUGGUCCCAUCUGGAGCUGGGAAGAGUGUUUGGCACAGAGUUCCAAGUCAUGUUCUUCUUCUCUGCCUUGAUGCUCACUCUGUGUUUACUUAUUCAUCUGUGCAGUAUCCCUGAAGCCCCACUUACAGAUGUGGCAAAAGACAUUCCUGAAGAGCAAGCCACCCAGGAUCCUCCACUGUCUUCAGACAGAGUGUUUGAGUAUGGGUCCAUUGAAAAGGCUAAAAAUGGCUAUGCAGAUUCAGAGCUGGUGAUGCAAGGAGGGAAAAAUAAAAAUCUGGAUGACCAGACUCCAAGGACAAUGACCAUGAAGUCCCUGCUGAGGGCACUGAUGAGCAUGCCUCCCCACUACCGCUACCUUUGCAUCAGCCACCUCAUUGGAUGGACUGCCUUUCUGUCCAACAUGCUCUUCUUCACAGAUUUCAUGGGCCAGAUCGUGUACCAUGGGGAUCCCUACAGUGCACACAAUUCCACAGAGUUUUUCAUCUACCAAAGAGGGGUCGAGGUGGGGUGCUGGGGUCUGUGCAUCAACUCCGUGUCAUCAUCGCUUUACUCAUACUUCCAGAAAGCUCUGGUCUCCUACGUGGGAUUAAAGGGUCUUUACUUCAUGGGGUAUUUACUGUUUGGCCUGGGGACAGGAUUCAUCGGGCUGUUCCCCAGAGUCUACCCCACUCUGGCUCUCUGUGCCUCAUUUGGAGUGAUGUCCAGUACGCUGUACACCGUGCCCUAUAACCUCAUCGCCGAGUACCACCGGGAGGAGAAGGAGGAACAGAAGCGGCAGGCCCAAGGAGCUGACCCGGACACUAACUGUGGCAGAGGGCAGGGUCUGGACUGCGCUGCCCUCACCUGCAUGGUGCAGCUGGCCCAGAUCCUGGUUGGGGGUGGCCUGGGCUUUCUGGUCAACAUGGCCGGGAGCGUCGGCGUCGUGGUGAUCACGGCAUCUGCGGUGGCGCUGAUUGGCUGCUGCUUCGUCGUGUUCUUUGUUAGAUAUGUGGAUUGA